Molecule: messenger RNA, 2436 nt
Organism: Funneliformis mosseae
Lineage: Eukaryota; Fungi; Glomeromycota; Glomeromycetes; Glomerales; Glomeraceae
Source: the annotation of a GenBank genome assembly
AUGAACGGUGACUUCGAAGAUUCAAGAAUUACAACAAAUUGGUUGGAAUUUCUUCCUUAUCAUCCAAUAUUUAAUUCUGAAAAAUUAGGAAAAACCCAAGAUGAUUUUCAAGGGUUGAAAUUUUACGGACAGCCGAGAACAAAACCAUCAUGUAUAACAGCUACAGGAAGCAAACUUCUAAUCGUUGCUAUAGAUUCAGAGAUCAGAAUCUUAAAUUUAAUGGAAUUCAAACUUGCAUGGCGUAAAGCAUAUGAUCUUGAUCAAUUGAACACACUUGAAUUUGAUGAGUAUUUGCCAGAAUGGAUGGCCAAGGUCAAAUACAUCACACUUGACACCCCCUCAAUAAAAUACACCAUCCGUUCGCUUAUUGUCAACUUUAAGGAAAAAGGAACGUUACUUUCAGUGAUUGGUGAUUAUGAAGUUUCCGUGUUAGUCAUACCGAAAACUGUAUUUUCAGAUACAAGCAAUGACAAAAUCACUUGCAAAGCCUACAAUAUCGGGCCAUAUUAUCAUAUUCUAGGACAAAGCCCUAUCGCAAAGGUAUUAUGGCAUCCCAUGAGCGAGUCAGGUUCACACUUAAUGGUUCUUACGGAAGAUAUGCGCUUAAGAAUGUAUAAUGUAAUCGAUGAUGUCAAUGAACCUGAGCAUACCUUUAUUUGUACUAAAUCCGAAACCCCCCCAAAAAAUCAGAGAGCCGUGUCAUUCUGUUUUGGCCAGUCUUCUGAAGCUUGGGGUAAUUUUGUGAUAUAUAUCUUAACAAAUUUGGGAGAGAUUUAUGCUAUGUGUCCGAUCGUACCAAGUAGAUGUGUUUGUGAAAGAUCAUUCCUCGAGAUGCUCUCAAGUUACAUUAAACGUAAACAUGAAUAUGGUCUGGAGAUGGUUGAAAGGACUGAUGGACGUGACUAUUUAGAUAUUUUAGAACAAUAUCGUUUGCAAUUUAAAUGGAUUAAAAGAUUGAUGAAUUUAGAAGGCCACUCUAAAAGAGUUGUUUUUAGUCCACCACCAUUUGACCAUUUACGAGUUGAAGUUCAAGGGCCAUUCAAUAUUCAUCCAGACCCGUUGAGUAUAUCUGAACAUACAUAUGAAGCCAGUGAUAUAUUGAUGUUAGAAACGGAGCCUCUUAUCGUUUUGGUAGUAGCUUUCAAUAAUGGUCGAAUAGACAUUUGUCUUGAGGUCGAAAAGGUUGAAGCUAAGUGGCAAAUUCCAGAUAUCGUACCUGGAGAAUUCACGGCUCAUAAUAUAAUACUUUAUGAAUGUAUCGAUCUUGGCUACAUCAAACAUUAUGUUAUACCAACUUCGGGUUGUAUACCACAACUCACAACGUCAAUAAAUCAUCCAUGUCUCGUACCCGAUCCUUAUUAUCGAGACACAUUUUAUGUAUAUCAUCUGGCGGGUGCACAUGGAAUUAAUGUUAAAGAAUGGCUGGAAGAACUGCGAAAAGUUGUAAACGAUCCAAAGAAUAAGGGUUCUUCUGCAGAACUUAUCUAUGAAUCAUUUUUUUCAAAAAACCUUAAAUCUCAGAUUAAUUGGAUUGUUUGUACUCUUCCAAGUGAUCCGGAUCCUUUAAUUGGACUCACAAUAAUGGAAGACAUACAAUUGUGUCAUGCUGCAUUUAUGCUUUCAUCUACAUACGGUUUCGUUUACCAUGAAUUAUCGGCUCGUAAAUCCUCCAAUAAUAUUCUUUUUAACGAGGAAUUAAGUCCUAUGAUGACUUCUGACUUACCAAAGGUUAAUCCAAUGCCAGAUAUUUUGACUAAAUUUUUAAAUAAUCAAGGUCUCUCACGUCAACCAAUAAUGGUAUCAUCACAUAGUCAACAAAAUAAUCAAGGAAAAUCGUCUUAUGAAAUUGACAUAGAAUUUCUUCAUACUGUAAUGGGAAAUAUUCAAAAAGAUGUUUAUGAACUUAAGGAAGCUGCGAUGGCUCUUCAAAAGAGGUUUAUUUUUCAAACUAAAGAAUUUCACCGCCAAGUUGCUGAAAUAGCCAAUUUACGUAGAAUUAUCGAAAGUUAUUCUGAAGAUAAAGUACCACAAUUGAAUGAGCGGUUGAAUACUUUGAGAAAUAAACAAAAGUAUCUUGAUAGUAAAGCUGAUAGAUUUAUUCAAAGGAUAAUGAAUAAAGGAGAUCUGACUUUAAGUGAAUUUGAGAAACAAUACUAUGAUUCUUUGGAAAAAAUAGCAAAAGAAAUUAAGGGCGAAAAUGGUCUAAAGAACAAAAUAAUGAUGCUUCAAAAUCGUCACAAGCUUUUGCAAAGUGAUUAUAAACUCUUACAACCCGAACCAGAAAAAGAUCAAAUGGGACAACCUAUAGUUCUCAGUGGAAAUCAAUUAAGCAAAGUUGAAAAUGCAUUGGAUAAAGAGAUGGAACUUAUUAAUAAAAAUAAACAAUUGAUUGAAGAAGUUCAAGAAAAGUUAAAACUUAUUAAAAUAAAAAAAUGA